Molecule: messenger RNA, 2002 nt
Organism: Prunus avium (sweet cherry)
Lineage: Eukaryota; Viridiplantae; Streptophyta; Magnoliopsida; Rosales; Rosaceae
Source: RefSeq, a predicted model, not a curated record
UGGUAUCAAAGCCCAUGCCUUACGGCAACUCUACUUUCAAUUUCUCGAUCCUGCUUUAAUUUUUUUUUUACUCCUUCCUUUUCCUCCUUCUCGUUUCUGCUUCCUUUUUCUAUUUCCUUCCUCCAAACAAUUUCAUCAUUCUAUACACUCACCCAUGGCUACCCCUCCCACUUCUCCUCCUACGACCACUGUGUCUUCUCCGUCUCCGACUUCACUUGCCUCUACAGCAGCCAAUGUUUCCUCUAGCAUGUUUUCUUCUGUCACUGUGCAGAAUAUUGGCAGUAUGGUGCCCAUCAAAUUGAAACGUGAUAAUUAUCUUCUUUGGAAAUCACUCUUUGCUCCAAUUUUUCGCCGUUACCGACUCUCCGGUAUUGUUGAUGGCACUGAGCCAUGUCCCUCUGUUUCUAUACCAGAUUCCACCGGGUCCUCUACCAUUCCAAAUCCAGCAUUUGAUACCUGGUACGAAAAGGAUCAGAAUAUUAUCAUCUGGAUCAAUUCCACACUCUCUGAAGAUCUCAUUCCAUUUACUGUAGGUAUUCAAUCUGCUCGAGAUUUGUGGCUUAAUCUUGAAAAGAGAUUUGCUGGUGUCUCUCGCUCUCAUGUUCAUCAUCUCCGAUCUAGAUUGCAAUCGAUGCAAAAAGGAACUUCUUCUGUCUCUGAGUACUUACAGCAAAUCAAACAACUCUCUGAUGCUUUGGCUGCUGCUGGUGCCCCUAUUGAUGAUUCAGACAUCAUUGCCAUUAUUCUGAAUGGUCUCCCUUCUGAAUUUGAAUCCUUUAUUGAUUCUAUUGAGCUUCGUCUCACUUCUACGUCUGUUGACGACCUUCAUGGCCUUUUACUCAGCAAAGAACUUUCUUUAGCACGAAAGAAGCUUCAGUCUUCUAGUUCUCACUCUGAACCAUUUAAAGCCUUUGCCUCUACACAAGGUGCCUCUGCCCCUCUGUUGUCCACUCCUCCCUCCUUUCAAGCUCCUCACACUUACAGUGGCUCUGGUCCUCAUCAAGCCUUUGCUGCCACUCACUUUCGUUCUCGUGGUCGUGGCUCUCGACAUUUUGGUUCUUCCAAAUCUUCCUCUCAAUUUCAGGCCCCUCCACGUAAUUCAUCCUCCACCUAUGGUCAAGGUCGUGCACAAUAUCUCCCAUCUCCUCAUUAUUCAUCUGGAGGUAAAACAGUGUGUCAAAUUUGCAACUCCUCUGGACAUGCAGCAAUUGAUUGCUAUAAUCGCAUGAAUCAUGCUUUCCACGGUCGAAUUCCUCCUGCCAAAUUGUCUGCUAUGUGUGCCAAUGCCACCUCUGCUCCGUCCUCCAGUACUUGGCUAGUUGACUCUGGUGCUAGCUCUCAUAUGACCCCUCACUACAAUAAUCUGCAAACUCCAUCAGCUUAUAAUGGUCAAGAGCAAGUUUUUAUUGGUGACGGUCAAGGUCUGCCUAUUUCACACUCUGGCACUUCUAUCUUGCGACCUCGCAUCGGGGAGGAUGCUUUUUCAGGGCCCUGCUAAGCACGGUCUGUAUCACUUCAAUCAUAUUCCGGCAUUAUUUCGCUCUUCCCAUUCUGCUCAUGUCGCUUCCACCGCUGCUUUUCCGAUUUGGCAUCAAAGACUUGGUCAUCCCUCAUCUAAAAUUUUCCGCAAGUUGCUGUCAGCCCAGCACAUCAAGUUGACUGCUUCUGCUCCAAAUCAUUUCUUUUGUACUCAUUGUGCUUUAGGCAAAUGUGCACGGUUACCCUUUCCUACUUCAGUUAAUGCUUCCUCUGCACCAUUGUAUUUGGUACACUCAGAUGUCUGGGGACCAUCAACAACUUCUUCUGUCAAUGGCUAUCGAUACUAUGUAAUCUUUGUUGAUGAUCAUACCAAGUAUUCCUGGUUUUAUCCAAUUAAAGCAAAAUCGGAUGUCUUUUCUGUUUUUCAAAAUUUUAAGUCUUAUGCUGAAAAUUUGUUGUCCACCAAAAUCAAAAUUCUCAGAAGUGAUUCCGGGGGUGAAUUUACCAGCCAUGCUUUUAGUUC